Molecule: messenger RNA, 1110 nt
Organism: Esox lucius (northern pike)
Lineage: Eukaryota; Metazoa; Chordata; Actinopteri; Esociformes; Esocidae
Gene: c1qa
Product: complement component 1, q subcomponent, A chain
Exons: 6
Coding region: 118-873 (251 amino acids)
Molecular function (GO): protein binding
Source: RefSeq, a predicted model, not a curated record
GUGUGUGUGUGUGUGUAAACUGGGUGAAUGAUUUUUUUUUUAUAGAAGGAACGGACCGACAACAGAUCUGUGCUCUGAUCUACACUGAACUAAUAUUAAAGCAUUGGUUUCCAUACAAUGAUUCCAGGCUUCUCCAGGUUGUCCUCACCUUCCCUGUCAGUGCUGAUUGUGGCGGUGCUGCUCUCCUUGGGGCGGUGCCAGGAUGUCUGCCGGGCCCAAGAUGGAGAGAAGGGAGCAGCGGGAACACCCGGCCGGGAUGGACGACCAGGAGCGAAGGGAGAGAAAGGAGAACCAGCACUGCAGCUGGUAGCAGGGUUGCCCCACAUCCAGAAAGGGGCAAAGGGUAGCCGGGGGUUUCCAGGCGACAUGGGCCCUAAAGGCCUAGCAGGGGAUCUGGGACCAGAAGGGCCCCCAGGCCCUCGCGGACGUGCCGGACCGUCCGGGAAGGGCAGGAUCCCGUCCCUGCAACACCGAGCAGCCUUCUCCGUGAGCCGGAAUGACACCUCCUACCCCUCCUGGAACCGACCUCUGACCUACAACAAAGCCAUCACCAGCAGCAGUCUGAUUUAUCUGGCCUCUGGAAUCUUCACCUGCAGCACACCUGGAGUUUAUUACUUUGUCUUCCAUUCAGAGACUAAGGUGAGCAUGUGCCUGUAUCUGAGGAGUGACACUCUGGGAGACAGGAAGCUGGGUUUCUGUGACUACAACAUUAGGAGCAAUAUCCAGGUUCUGUCAGGAGGGGUGGUGUUGGACCUAUCAAAAGGCCAUAAGGUCUGGCUGGAGCCGUUUAAAGACAAGCAGCAGGACAGCGUUAGGAAUGACAAGAAGGAGAAAAAUAUUGUGUUUAAUGGCUUCCUGCUCUUCCCCAAAUAACAGCCAUGCAAGUCCCAGGAACCGAGUAUAUUACUGCAACCGACACUCUGUACCAAUUAUGACAUUUCCCCAACUUCUAUUUCUAGAAAUGCCCAGAAGUGAAACUUACAUCCCUCACACAAAGACACAGUCUAUACAUUUUCCCACGUUCAAAUGUAAUAUUUUUGUUUUAAAAGCAAUGUAGAAUGAUAAUACCGUUUUUCAAAUGAAUAAUAAAAAAUAAAAAAUAUGUCUUGA